Molecule: messenger RNA, 3142 nt
Organism: Melozone crissalis (California towhee)
Lineage: Eukaryota; Metazoa; Chordata; Aves; Passeriformes; Passerellidae
Product: inverted formin-2-like
Exons: 13
Coding region: 112-1917 (601 amino acids)
Molecular function (GO): actin binding
Source: RefSeq, a predicted model, not a curated record
ACUACAGCAGCAUUGAGCAGCUGUUCUGCUUCCCACAGCCAACCCCCAAGGAGAAGACAGCAGCACCAGUGAAGGCAGAGCCGAAGGAGCUCCAAUGAAGAGGUGACUGCCAUGAUCCAGAAUGGGGACCGGACCAAGUUUGAUGUUGAGGUUCUGAAGCAGUUGCUGAAGCUGCUGCCUGAAAAGCAUGAGAUAGAAAACCUGAAGGCCUUCAAAGAAGAGAAAUCAAAACUAGCAAAUGCAGAUCAGUUCUAUCUUCUCCUCCUUCAGAUUCCCAGCUACCAGCUGCGCAUUGAGUGUAUGCUGAUCUGCGAAGAGACCACCGUCGUGCUGGACAUGAUUCAGCCCAAAGCUGAAGCCAUCCGCAGAGCCUGUGAAGAUCUUCUGACCAGUCAUCGCCUGCCAGUCUUUUGUCAACUGAUUCUCAAAGUUGGAAACUUCCUGAACUACGGAAGCCACACGGGCGACGCCGAUGGUUUUAAAAUCAGCACUUUACUCAAACUAACAGAAACCAAAGCCAACCAAACCCGCAUUAGCCUGCUCCACCAUAUUCUGGAGGAAGUAGAAAACAGCCACAAGGACCUACUGGAACUGCCAAAGGAUCUUGAAUAUGUUUCAAAAGCAGCAGGAAUUAAUCUUGACAUUAUACGCACCGAGUCCGGUACCAAUUUGAAGAAGUUGCUGGAGCUUCAGCGGAAAGUCUUAUCAUCAAAUGAGGAUGUGAAACAACAGUAUGAGAAACCCAUCCAGGACAGCAUUGAUGCCUCCAGAAAGCUGGAAGAAGAAUUUGAUACCAUUGAAAAGAAGAGAGAAGAACUUGCAAAUUAUCUCUGUGAAGAUCCAAGCAAGUUGUCCUUAGAGGACAUAUUUAGCAUCAUGAAGACCUUCAGAGACCUCUUCAUCCGAGCCCUGAAGGAAAACAAGGACAGAAAGGAGCAAGCUGCCAAAGCAGAGAAGAGGAAAAAGCAGCUAGAAGAGGAAGAGGGCAAGAGACAGAAGGGAGAAAAUGGAAAAGUCAUCAAGAAGGGGCUGAUGAAGCAGGAGGAGGUGUGUGUCAUCGACGCCCUGCUCGCCGACAUCAGGAAAGGCUUCACGCUGAGGAAGACAAAGAACAGACACGAGUCAGAGGCAGCUCCUAAAUCCUCAUCUGCAGAGAGCCUGGAGGAGAGCCAGUCUGGACAGAGCAUGAAGGAUCCACAAGCAGCAGGGAAGCAGAUUGAUGACAAGACUGAGCAAAACAAGGAUGAUCAUCCCUCAGAAAGCACUCCUCCCUCAACCACUGCCCCGAUGGAGACAGGUGGAGGUGUUACAAAUGCUUCAGCUUCAGGCCAGGUAUUAUCUACAAACAGUGCUGGAGGAAGUCUGCCACUGGAGUCCCAGACCAAAAGCCCCUCAGGGAGCGUGGUGGAAGCUGAUGGAGCCACUCAGACCACCCUGGGCCCUGGGAUGGAGCAGAAAAACAACGUGGAAAGCCUCCAGCCCAGCACAGAGAGAGGCUCCCUUGGCUUCUCUGUGGCUGACAUAGGCUCAAGGAUAAGUUUUGUGAGCAGCAGUGCAGCCCCUGCUCUGCCAGACCAACUCAGCUGGACUAAUGGGGCCAUGUCAGGAGGCCAGGACAAGGAGUGCCCAGCUGAUGGCUCAGACAGUGCUCAGCCUGCUCCCUGCCAUGAGGCUCAGCAGGCAGAGUCUAAAGAAAUGACAAAAGAAAAUGAAGACCCUGGUACAGACUCGCUGUUGGACACCUCUCAAGACAAGUCCUUCUCAGAGGAGCCGGCCACUGACUCCUCUUGCUCAGCAACACUUCCCCCAGAGCAAACCCACAGUGACAGGGAAAAGCAGAGGCCAUCAGGGAAAAGGAAGAAGAAGAAGAGGCACAGCAAAAGCUACUCAGGUGUCAUGGCAAGGCAGAAGGUAUGAGAGAACCUCUCAUGCGUCCCUGGGGUGCUGCCAGCUUCUGAGACUCCAGGUUCUGCAUCAAUGAAAUGCCACCAUGGACAACUUCUGCCCCAUGAAGACCCACAGCCUCUCCUCAUGCAGCCUUUCACUCCCCUCCCAGGACCUAAAGAGCCUCCCCAGAGACUUUGGACCCCUCAGCCUGUGCACUGGGCACCUGUGGGGACAGGGGAUGGCUCUGUGCAUAGUGGUGGUGGAAGGGUCAGACCUGUCACCCACUGUCCUGGAAGCCAAGGCUUUCACCCUGCUCUUGGGCCAAACUCCUCUUGAAGUGACAGCUGAGUGUGGCCCAAGAACAGACUGCAGUGGCUAGCCCUUGAAGAAGUGUUAAAAACAGCAGUGCCUCAACUAAAUUAAGGGUAUAAAUUAAGCAGUGGCUGUACCAUCACAAGUGGAGGUGUGUUAAGUCCCUCUUCUCCUUGCCCGCUGAUGAUUUAUAUUGGACCAGGUCCAAGACCCAGAUUAGACAAAUGUAUUUUUACUCUCAAUCACUUAGAGCAAGGGAAAUUGGUUACAGGGGAAAAAAGCAAGUAAAAGAAAAUGUAUUUUCUGUUUUACUAAGCAUAUGGCCAUAUAAGCAGUGUCUGGUCCCUACAUGAUGCUUAUGUGCAAUUAAGUUGAAGUGCAUCAGUAGUCUUAAGUAGUCUUGUCACACCUGCUGAUGCAACCAUCAAUUUUUGGAGAGCCAGGGCUCUGGCUUCUCUCACUAAAGCAAAAGGAAGAGGUUUUCCAGUGUUCUAUUGGACACAUUUUCAGUUUAUCCUGUAGUAAAUCUCUGGGUUUGACUUCCAUUGUCAGCUGCUUGUACUCGAGAGUCUGUGUCCAAGCUGCAGAACGUGUGGAAUCAUGUUACUUUGGCUUUAAAACUGGGACUGUGCAGUACUGUGUUUUCAAAAUUCAGAGCUUUAUUUCUCAAGUUUGUAAUAACACUGUAUAAUAAUUUUGUACAUAGCUGUCCAUUUAAAAUGAUCUAUGUUUGUUGAAUCUAUGGUGUGAUAUGUGCUGAAACAUAAAUCCAGUGGAAGAGCUGGGUACAUUUCAGAACUGUUCAUUUAUAUGGUAACUCACUGUGGCUAAACUAACGUGCAGGCUAAAGCUUAUUUUGCUCUGCUUAAUAGGACUUAUAAUGUCCUUGUAAUACUGAAAACUUAGAAGUGAAACCAAGAAUUAAAUCACUGGUUUGCUUUAA